Molecule: messenger RNA, 1338 nt
Organism: Leptosia nina
Lineage: Eukaryota; Metazoa; Arthropoda; Insecta; Lepidoptera; Pieridae
Source: the annotation of a GenBank genome assembly
AUGGAGGUUGCCGAGGAGAGUGAUGACCUACUGCAGUGGGAGGGCUUCUAUUUGCGCCUGCAGGCACAAAACUAUUCCUACAAUACUACCGAGUGGGUUCCAUGGAAUGCAUCCGAUUCCAACCGAACUUGGUGGGAGACAUCUUCGUCCUUUGACUCUCCAGCAGCGUUGCUCCGCGCGGCGGUCAAAGCUGUUGUCUUGGGGCUGCUUAUUUUGGCAACAGUAGUUGGUAAUGUAUUUGUGAUAGCGGCGAUAUUAUUGGAAAGACAUUUACGGAGUGCUGCCAAUCAGUUAAUAUUGUCUUUGGCUGUUGCGGACCUGUUGGUGGCAUGUCUGGUGAUGCCUCUAGGCGCCGUGUACGAGGUUGCACAGAGGUGGACACUCGGUCCAGAACUCUGUGAUAUGUGGACUUCUGGAGACGUGCUUUGUUGUACAGCAUCUAUACUGCACCUCGUUGCAAUCGCCCUUGAUAGGUACUGGGCGGUUACAAAUAUUGACUACAUUCACGCCAGGACAGUACGUCGUAUCGGUUAUAUGAUAGCGUGUGUGUGGAUUGCCAGUUUUUUCGUGUGUAUCGCGCCCCUCCUCGGCUGGAAGGACCCCGAUUGGAAUCGGCGAGUUUCCGAGGAUUUAAGAUGCGUUGUCAGCCAAGACGUCGGCUAUCAAAUAUUCGCGACUAUGUCCUCAUUCUAUGUUCCCGUGCUUGUUAUAUUAAUUUUAUAUUGGCGAAUAUAUCAGACGGCCAGAAAAAGAAUACGUAGACGGCACGGUGCGACCGCGAGAGGAGGCGUCGGACCGCCACCAGUCCCCGCUGGCGGGGCUCUCGUAGCGGCGGGUGGGAGUGGGGGCAUCGCUGCGGCAGUCGUUGCCGUGAUAGGACGUCCACUGCCCACUAUAUCAGAGACAACUACCACUGGAAUGACAACUGUCUCAUCCAACAACACGAGCCCAGAGAAGCAGUCGUGUGCAAACGGUCUCGAGCCAGACCCGCCCACUACCGGAUACAGCGCGGUCGCUGCUGCGUACUAUCCGUCCCUGGUGCGCCGAAAGCCCAAGGAACCCGCUGAUUCUAAACGGGAACGCAAGGCGGCGAAGACAUUAGCGAUAAUAACCGGUGCGUUCGUUGCGUGCUGGCUUCCAUUUUUCGUGUUAGCUAUACUUGUACCGACGUGCGACUGCGAAGUGAGCCCGGUGCUCACCUCCCUCUCCUUGUGGUUAGGGUAUUUUAACUCUACGCUGAAUCCCGUUAUAUACACGGUGUUCAGUCCGGAGUUCAGGCACGCAUUUCAGCGACUGCUGUGCGGACGAAGAGUGCGGCGAAGACGUGUUCCACCCUAA